UUCCCUUAUGUCAGUAUGGGCGAGCUGUGGGCCUUCCUCGUCGGCUGGAACGUGCUCCUCGAAUACCUGAUUGGUGGUGCUGCCGUGGCCCGAGCCUGGAGCGGCUACCUGGAUUCCAUCUUCGGCCACAGCAUCCGCAGCUUCACUCAGAUCCACGUGGGUGUCUGGCAGGUGCCCAUCCUGGGCCACUACCCAGACUUCCUGGCCGCUGGCAUCCUCCUUCUGGCCUCUGCCUUUGUCUCCUGCGGAGCUCGCGUCUCCUCCUGGCUCAACCACACCUUCUCUGCCAUCAGCCUGCUCGUCAUCCUCUUUAUCAUCAUUCUGGGCUUCACCCUGGCCCAACCCCACAACUGGAGCGCCCGUGAGGGGGGCUUUGCGCCCUUCGGCUUCUCUGGUGUCAUGGCCGGCACCGCCUCCUGCUUUUUUGCUUUUGUGGGCUUUGACGUCAUUGCCGCCUCCAGCGAGGAGGCUCAGAACCCGAGGCGGGCCGUGCCCGUGGCCAUUGCCAUCGCGCUUAGCCUGGCUGCAAGUGCGUACAUCCUUGUCUCCACCGUGCUAACCCUCAUGGUGCCCUGGUACAGCCUGGAGCCUGACUCGGCGCUCGCCGAUGCCUUCUACCGGCGGGGCUACAGCUGGGCUGGCUUCAUCGUGGCCACCGGCUCCAUCUGUGCCAUGAACACCGUGCUCCUCAGCAACCUCUUCUCCCUGCCACGUGUCGUCUAUGCCAUGGCUGUCGACGGGCUCUUCUUCCAGGUGUUUGCCCAGGUGCACCCCCGGACGCAGGUGCCUGUGAUCGGCAUCCUGGUGUUCGGGAGCCUCAUGGCCGUCCUGGCACUGCUGCUGGACCUCGAGGCGCUGGUCCAGUUCCUGUCCAUGGGCACACUGCUGGCCUACACCUUCGUGGCCGCCAGCAUCAUUGUGCUGCGCUUCCAGAAGGCUUCUCCAUCCAGCUCCCCAGGCCCCGCCAGCCCUGGCCCCCUGUCCAAGGAGUACAGCUCCUUCUCAGACCACCUACAGCUGGUGGGCACUGAGCAGGUGUCAGUCCCCGAGCCUGGGCAGCUGCGACCUGCCCUGAGGCGCUACCUGAGCUUCCUGAGUGGGUGCAGCCCUGGAGCAGCCGUGUCUUGGGCAUUCAGCAUCCUGGUGGUCUCAGCUGUCGCCCUGGCCUGCGUGCUGAUCUUCGGGAACUCGGCCCUGCACCUCCCACGGUGGGGCUAUAUCCUGCUGCUCCUGCUCAGCAGUGCCAUGUUCCUGCUCAGCCUCCUCAUCCUGGGGGCUCACCAGCAACAGCACCGGCAGGACGUGUUUCAGAUCCCCAUGGUGCCCUUGACUCCAGCCCUCAGCAUCUUGCUCAACAUCUGCCUCAUGCUGAAGCUCAGCUACCUGACCUGGGUGCGUUUCUGCAUCUGGCUGCUAAUUGGACUCGCUGUGUAUUUUGGCUACGGCAUCCGGCACAGCAAGCAGAACCAGCAGGAGGCCCCGGGGCCAACCGCCACGCAAUACGUGGUGUUCCCCAGCGGCAGCCUGGAGGAGACAGUGCAGGCCGUGCAGCCUCCCAGCCAGGCGCCAGUCCCGGCACCCGCCCCCACGGAGUAGCCAGCCAGCCCUCACUUGCCCUGCCCUCCCCUACCUCCUCGGGAG
This is a messenger RNA of Propithecus coquereli (Coquerel's sifaka), 1641 nucleotides long. It is a transcript of the gene SLC7A4, whose product is annotated as solute carrier family 7, member 4. The record is from RefSeq and is a predicted model, not a curated record. Gene Ontology annotation, molecular function: amino acid transmembrane transporter activity. Gene Ontology annotation, cellular component: plasma membrane. The annotation marks the transcript as partial. Gene Ontology annotation, biological process: transmembrane transport; amino acid transport. The transcript has 5 exons. NCBI's taxonomy places the organism in Eukaryota, Metazoa, Chordata, Mammalia, Primates, Indriidae.